GCCCUCCCUCCCCCAUAGUCACUUACCGCCGCCGCAACUCACUUCCCGCGUUGAGGUGACGUGGGCGGCAGGGAGGCCGGGAUCGCAGCGAGAGCGGCGCAAGAUGGCGGCCACCACGGGCUUGGAAUGGCACUCUUGCUGCACAACAGCUUCAAGAGAUUGAGCAGUGUAGUACAACAAGAGCUAGUAGCCCCAGCCAGCUUGGCUAAUGGCUGGGGCUGAUGGAAAUUAUAGCCAGAAUAUCUGGAAGGCGCCAGGUUCAGGACCUAAGCUAUGAACCAGUCUCUGGUUCAAGUAAUGCCUCUGCUUCAGGCUCACUAGGAAGGCAUUAUUAGCCUGCAGUCUCUUUGCAGCUGCUGACUCCGCAGUUUAGAGUUGGUUGGAAGAAGAACCUGGCAGAUGACUUUUAUUUUCCUGGAUGGCUUUGAGAGCAUUCACUGAGAGAUGCCACUCUCCUGUUUCUCAAAGAAACAGAGUUAUUGUUUAGGAGUAAAAGUUCCUCGUAAUUUUCGACUUUUGGAAGAACUUGAAGAAGGUCAGAAAGGAGUAGGAGAUGGGACAGUUAGCUGGGGUCUUGAAGAUGAUGAAGAUAUGACACUUACAAGAUGGACAGGCAUGAUUAUUGGGCCUCCAAGAACAAUUUAUGAAAACAGAAUAUACAGCCUUAAAAUAGAAUGUGGGCCUAAAUAUCCAGAAGCACCUCCAUUUGUAAGAUUUGUAACAAAAAUUAAUAUGAAUGGAAUAAAUAGUUCUAAUGGAGUGGUGGAUCCAAGAGCCAUAUCAGUCCUAGCAAAAUGGCAGAAUUCUUAUAGUAUCAAAGUUGUUCUGCAAGAGCUCCGGCGUCUAAUGAUGUCUAAAGAAAAUAUGAAACUUCCUCAACCACCUGAAGGACAAUGUUACAGUAAUUAAUGAAAAACAAACAGAAAAAUCAUGCCCCUUCAUUCAAUUUAAGCUCUCUUCAUUUUCCACAGUAGUAAAUUUUCUAGAUGCAUCUUGUAGACCUCCAAGUACUGGAAAGGAAGUUCCCAUGCAAAGGAAAGUCUAUCUUGAGAUACUGUAAAUGAUACUAAUUUUUUUUCCAUUUGAAAAUAAGUUGUGCUAUAACAAAUAAUGCUGUCAUGUGUAACCACUAUCCACAUAGUUGAACUUCUGGUAUCAAGAAAAAGUCUAUUUAAAUUUAUUACUGUCAAGACCAGUGUGGCACAUUGAACUCGACUGUGAAAAGCAUAAAAACCAUACAUCACACAAUCACAUUGCUGUGUGUUUGGCCUGGGUUUAUAUCUUUUCCCCUUCUCUCUCUCUCUCUCUCUCUCUCUCUCUCUGACUUGUCUGUUUGCAAUAGGUUGACGCUCAGGGCUAUUUAUUAGAGUAGACACGAAGGGCACAAUCCAAGGGGAAGUUCUCCUGCACUAGCUCUUUUGAAAAGAACUGAGACUUUACAGGAGUAUUAUAAUGCUCUUGCACAGAUUUCAUUCAUUCUAGUAGGGCUUGCUGAGGAUAAUGCCCUAAAAGGAUUGUGCCCAAAGGUUUAAAUUCCCAGUCCUAGGCUGGGCUGUGUGGACUACUAGUGGGAUGUGUUGGUAUCCUCAGUCAUCCCUCUCUUUUGUGCAGACUCUAGUAAAAUGCUGAAUGUGUCUGGGGUUGUUUUUAUUUUCUGAUUUUAAAGAAUGCUUUAGGAAAUUGGGGUCUUUCUCCCCAUAACUUUUGGCUAAAGCAUAGAUUGUAUUUCUGCACCAUUGAUUCCCAGUAAUGUGGGCUUUGGGGCAAUAGAUCGGGGUGUGUGUCUUUUAAGUCUUUCUCCCUUUUGUCAUAGUUGGGGUGCUGCUUUCUUUUUGCCCCUUCUGUGAUGCUUUCCUUUACACCUGGCCAAAAAGAGGUAAGUGGCUGGCAAACUGCCUGAUUUUAUUAUUAUUAUUAUAAUUAUUAUUAUUUUUGCCUCAUGCUUUCAACUUCUCUUGGGCUAUAAAUUUAGUCUUCACCAGCUGGGAAAACAAGAGUGUCUUGUUUUUUUGCUCGCAAGUAUCCCUUCCCUUCCUGCCCUGUGGCUUUACUUCCACACCGCCAAGCUGGCCAUGGCUGAUGUUAUUAGAUAGGCUUUUGGUAUGGUGAAAAGAGCAGUAAUUUACCAGGAUUGCUUAAGCCUGUUAAGAAUGGCCAAAUAAUGUGGAAUGAUCUGUAUGUAGAAAUUUGAAACAAACACUCCAGCUCCCCGAGCUGAAUGUCGCUACCUCCGCUUGAACGCCAUGUUAGUUACUCAUCAUAGAGACAAAUCUACUCUGUGCAGUGGAGACUCUGUCCUGAUACAUUGCAGAGAGAAGGAUCCUUCCUAAAGAGUGGAACUGCCAUUCAUAGCGGGUUAGGGACCGUGAUUGACAAGGCUUCCUGGCAAAUCACUUCCUUUUCGGACUUCUUGUUUUGGACCACUUGACUGCUGAAACAUGGAUGCAAGCUUAAAUGCAAACAAUCUAGUAUGUCCUCUUUUGAGUUUUAUGAAAAUAAAAAUUCAGUGUUUGUGUAAAAAAAGAAAAAGAAAAAAGUCACAUUUAAAAGCAGAAGCUAUCAAGUCAAUGAAUAAUUGAUGUUUCCAUUAACUCUUUUUGAGGAAAUUAUUAGUUGUAAGGAUUUAACAUCCUCUGUAAUUAAAAAUUUAACAUAACAGUAUUCCGUAAGCAGCCUUUUUAUUGUAUCAGACCAUUGCCUGAUUUUAAUAUAAUAAAAAGUGUGCAUUAAUAUUA
Molecule: messenger RNA, 2735 nt
Organism: Rhineura floridana
Lineage: Eukaryota; Metazoa; Chordata; Lepidosauria; Squamata; Rhineuridae
Gene: UBE2V1
Product: ubiquitin conjugating enzyme E2 V1
Exons: 6
Coding region: 445-909 (154 amino acids)
Biological process (GO): protein K63-linked ubiquitination; DNA damage tolerance
Cellular component (GO): nucleus
Source: RefSeq, a predicted model, not a curated record